Guyanagaster necrorhizus is the source of this 459-nucleotide messenger RNA. RefSeq lists its product as uncharacterized. The transcript has 6 exons. Bases 1 to 459 code for a protein of 152 amino acids. The record is from RefSeq and is a predicted model, not a curated record. NCBI's taxonomy places the organism in Eukaryota, Fungi, Basidiomycota, Agaricomycetes, Agaricales, Physalacriaceae.
AUGCACAAGGGCCAUUGGCAGCAGACCUAUAUUAACACGGCCGGUCACCAUAUAUCCUUCACAAUGAGAGAGCGUCUUACACCAAGGAGGGUUGAGGAAAAGAAGAAACUUUCAAAAUCUGUGCAUGUAAUCAAAUCACGAGCACCUCCGGCCCGGUGUCCGGGCCCAACCAACAUCAACGCGGAUGUUACAGCCAAGUGUAAACUCCCGACGGGCGCACCGGUGAAUAUGGUUGCAAGAUCCACCCGAGGUGGCGCUGUCGACGAUGAUGGACGUAAAUGCGGGAAUCUUAGCUCCUUUUUUCAGUACGACGGCGCAUUGAACGUGUCAAUUGGCGACGAGGUCCAUGAGGCAGUGGUAACCGUCAACAUCGAUCACCAGAAGGACGAUGGUAACCGUUCGCAAAAUCCCGAGUUCAAGGAUUGUUUAAUCCUACAUAAGUCAGAUUUUCGGCUUUGA